Molecule: messenger RNA, 1398 nt
Organism: Penicillium daleae
Lineage: Eukaryota; Fungi; Ascomycota; Eurotiomycetes; Eurotiales; Aspergillaceae
Exons: 2
Coding region: 1-1398 (465 amino acids)
Biological process (GO): transmembrane transport
Cellular component (GO): fungal-type vacuole membrane
Molecular function (GO): transmembrane transporter activity
Source: RefSeq, a predicted model, not a curated record
AUGGAGGAGGAAGAGGGGUUUCAAACACCUAACGAUCGUGCUGCUCCCGAGCGCGCAAUUCAAGCGCUGGUCACCCAAGAUGAGCUUCCUCCGCCAACCAAAAUGCGACAGGCUAUGAUCGUUGCAGCAGGCUUCAUAAUCAUGUUCAUGACCUGCUCGAUUAUCUUCGCUUACGGUGUAUACCAAGCUAUCUACGAGGAAAUGGCCAAACAACCCCAGACCCCAUUCACCGGGGCAUCGUCUUCAAUCAUCAGUUUGAUCGGAACACUCUCCAUCGCCGUCAUGUCCAUGGGCGGGCCCUUCGUCAUGACCUGGGCAAAGUUAUACGGUCCACAACCAGUGAUCAUGUCCGGCGGUGUUGUAUUCGGACUGGGCUGCAUCCUCGCCAGUCUAAGCGAAUACGUCUGGCAAUUCGCCCUCACACAAGGGGUACUUGUUGGCAUGGGUACAUGCAUGGCCUACGUACCGACAAUGUCCGUCGCGCCAACAUGGUUCGACAAGCGCCGAGGUCUAGCAAUGGGCAUCGUUAUUUCGGGCUCAGCCUGUGGCGGAAUGAUUUGGCCCCCCGUGCUACGGGCAAUCACUUCUCACAUUGGAUUCCGGAAUGCGCUGCGUAUCUCCGGGUGUUUGGUCAUUCUCUUCGUUCCUCUGGCGGGCUUCACGUUACGCUGGGAGGCUAACUUCAAGAACAAGGUUCGUGGCCAGACGGCUGGAAUCUCCAGGAAGACUGGCUGGAUCAACGUCCCAUUGGUGAACUGGCGUGUGGCCAAGUCCAAGAAGUUUGCCUCGCAAGCUCUGGGUUGUUUCCUGCAGUCAUCUGGGUACGCGACGCCGCUUUUCUUCUACGCGGCCUUUGCACGGUCCCUGGGGUAUAGUGAUAGUAUGGCGGAUAAUUUCAUCACCAUCAGCAAUGCGGCGAAUUUCGUUUCACGCAUCGUUAUCGGAUACAUGGCUGACAAAUAUGGUCGGUUGAAUGUGCUGUUCCUGACGACUAUCAUGAGCUCGAUCGCCGUCUUUGCAUUCUGGCUUCCUGCCACUUUCGCGGAUAACGCUAUCUCUGGGACUGCGGCAGAUGUGCUCUUCAUUUUGUUUGCUAUUUUGUAUGGUUGCUUUGGCAGUGCGUACAUCUCGCUAUUCCCAGCUAGUCUGAUCGAGUUGUUUGGUGUCCAACACUUCACGUCGGUUAAUGGGGCGUUGUAUCUCAUUCGAGGCGUGGGUGCCUUGCUCGGGACACCUUUGACCGGCCUACUAUUACCCGGACAGUCUGCAUUGACGGCUCCUUUAAAUUAUGAAAGAGCGACUAUAACUGUUGGAGUUUUGCUGUUCGCGGCGAGUGUGGCGACGCUGUGGGUGAGAAUCGAGGGUGCAGCUGGGAAGGCUUGGACGUGGAAGCUAUAA